AUGAAGAUCUUGUUUGUCUUUAGUAUCACCAUUGCAUGUGGUGUUUUUGGAAAUAUUAUUUCAAAUGCUAAUCCUCUACCGUACCAAGCCAUAUUUAACUUUGGCGACUCUACAAGUGACACAGGAAAUUCCGCAUUUGACCAUGUACAAAUGGAUAAAAAUAGUCCUUAUGGUUCAACGUACUUCAAACAUCCAUCAGGACGAUUGUGUAAUGGGAGACUCAUCAUAGAUUUCAUAGCUGAAGCAUACGGGUUACCAUUUUUACCGCCCUUUAGAAAUAUCACCCAAAGUCAAGAUGACAUAAAAAAGGGAGUUAAUUUUGCAUAUGCCGGUUCUACUGCACUUGAGUUCAAGUAUUUUGACCGUAGUGGAGUUAGACCACUAGCGACACAAAACUCAUUGAGUGUGCAGUUUGGUUGGUUUAAAAAGAUAAAACCAUCCUUAUGUAAAAGCAAAGAAGAGUGCGAUAGCUUCUUAAAACAAUCAUUGUUUCUAGUGGGAGAGAAUGGUGGGAAUGAUGUUUUUUCUCAUAUUUCUAAAACUGUUACAGAACUUCGUGAAAUAGUUCCUUUAAUCGUCGAAUCCAUUACAAAUACAACUUCAGCAUUAAUUGAAGAAGGAGCAGUAGAGCUAGCGGUUCCAGGAAACUUUCCAAUAGGCUGCAAUGCUGGAUUAUUGUCUGCGGUGAAUAGUAAGAAGAAAGAAGACUAUGAUGAAUUUGGAUGUUUGAUAUCUUACAACACUUUUACUGAAUACUUUAAUGAGCAAUUAAAAAGUUCUAUAGAGACAUUAAAACAAAUGCACCCUCAAGCUAAGAUAGUAUAUUUUGACUACUACAACGAUGCCAAACGAUUAUAUCAAGCACCAGAACAAUAUGGAUUUACUUAUGAUAAGGUUGAGUUUUUGAAAGCUUGUUGCGGAGGCGGUGGAACUUACAAUGUUAAUGAAAAGUUUUGUGGAACGCCCGGUACAACAGUUUGCUCUGAUCCAACAAAACAAAUAAAUUGGGAUGGAGCCCACUUUACUGAAGCAGCACAUAGGCCAAUAGCAAAAGGUUUAGUGGAAGGACCUUUUGCAAAUCCUUCUCUAAAACCCGCUCCUUUUAAGAUAGCAUAG
This is a messenger RNA of Vicia villosa (hairy vetch), 1116 nucleotides long. Its product is annotated as GDSL esterase/lipase At5g45910-like. The coding region runs from base 1 to 1116 and encodes 371 amino acids. Lineage: Eukaryota; Viridiplantae; Streptophyta; Magnoliopsida; Fabales; Fabaceae. The record is from RefSeq and is a predicted model, not a curated record. Gene Ontology annotation, molecular function: hydrolase activity, acting on ester bonds. The transcript has 5 exons.